Molecule: messenger RNA, 1745 nt
Organism: Geodia barretti
Lineage: Eukaryota; Metazoa; Porifera; Demospongiae; Tetractinellida; Geodiidae
Source: the annotation of a GenBank genome assembly
UAGCUAAUGACAUACACAACAUUACAUCACGUCACGUAUGAAUAUUGGACAUGAGAUCAGACCAGAUAUGAGGUGACAAUAAGUGAGUGAUGCUGACAUCACCUCGACCCUAUAUAGCUGUGGUGUGUAGUAGCUACCAAAUGCCCUUAUGUGUUCGUGCAUAAAUUGCUCAACCUAUAGUCACUGAACAAUUAGCUAGCUACCUAAGGCGGAAUAAUAUGGCUGAAGCUCCCUCAGACCCGAUGCCUACCUAUUCUCAAGUGCCAAGUGCCGCUGUGGACUCAGCAGGUGGUGGGCAUAUCUUGGUUCACGGAGGUGGCUCAGUCUUCAACAGUUAUGGCAGUAGUGAGGCUGAUGAUGAAGAAUUGGCUGUUAAUGAUGGUGACACCCAACAUGAGAAUGCAAGUGAGAACUUUGAGCGUCUUGCCGUUGGUGCUCAGAGGCUGAUUCCUGCAGAUACUCAUGUGCUAGAAGAAAGAAAGGAAGCUCCAGGAUAUGUCUCUAUCUGUGAAGGACCAAAACAAUGCCUGAUAUGUACAUCUGAUUUUGGGGCAGUUUUACUAUCUGCACUACUAGUUCUAGUAGCCAUAUUUUCAGUGAUAAUGCUGUAUCGCAAUACUAUGCUCUCCGGAAGUACUCUUUGCACCGAGUAUGAGGCCCUAACAACUGAAACUAUACUGUGUGGAAUGGGAGAUUCCUGCUCGGCUAGUGGAAUGAAUGUAAGUGUGGGUGGGCAGUACACAACCAACCAAGCAAUCAAGACUUGGCUUGUUCCCCGCGACGAGCUGAAAUCUUACAACCGGCAACGAGAGCCAGUUCGGUUUGAGGGACCAUUGACCAGCAGCAUACUAUUUUCAUCACCAACAGUAACAUACUACUCUUGGAGAGAAACAGUAGUUUCAGGUAACUGCUGCAUCAUAAACAAUGGAGGUACAACAGCACAAGUAACACUGGAGAUCUUUCCAACCUACCACAGUGCAAUAAAACCGAUUCAGAAAGAUGCGAUUUUCAUGGAAAAUAUCUCUGUGAAAAGCAAUAACACGCAGUGCUUUGAUAAAUGGGGACCCGGAAAGCCAUUUGUUGCAGAAAUCGAUGGUUACUUUUUCUUUUCACUUUCUACAUCGACAGAGGUUAACUACAUCUUUGAAAUGGUCACAAAGCAGGUUUAUGUCAAUGGAAUGCAAUAUAGAGACCCACACUAUUUCACAAGUAGUAACUACUCGGCCUUGGCAUAUGGCAAAUGCUUCGAAAACAGUGGAGUACAUAAACAGCCUGAAGAUUACAUCAUCCUUUGCAAAGCAAUUUCUGAGGAUGUUGAAACCGAGUCACUCGAAAUUCUUUCAUGCCCUCUCCACCUAUCUUCUCCUUAUAAAAAUCUAUGGCUAUCUCUGAUGGCUGUGUUUUCUAUUCUAGCCCUCAUAUUCAUAGUAAUAGCAGCUUGCAUUUUCUGGAGGGGGAAGCUUUGGAAGAUAAGAAAGCAGCCACAACAAGAAUGUACAACUGAUAGUAGUGAACUACUUGUAUGACGUAACGGAAAUAUUGUGCAUGAUUUUAAUUAUAAUAUUUAACCCUCGGUUGCGCAUGCGCCACGGGAAGAUGGAAGACGUGGCAUCUGCCAUAUCUCACUGACUUGGUGGAAAGAUCAUAAGAAUGAACCUCCACUGUGGGCAAGUGCAUGCUCUGCACCAGCAGAGCGUGUGUUUCUUAAUUCUUUCAACUCACAGCAAGAAUCCUCAUUGAAAGAU